UGACCUUUGACAGACCUCUGACAUACACAGUAUGUGUCGCCCAUCGGUGCGCGCGCGCUCCGGAGUUCUUCUGCACGCGCAGCUGUCAUGACGGGAAGAUGAGCGACACCGUGAUCGCGGAGGGAGCCGUUAAGAUCAGAGAUGGCAAAAAAUGGAGGAGCCGCUGGCUGCUCGCGCGCAAACCCUCUCCGGUCGCAGAUUGUCUGGUGCUGUACGUGUGUAAGGAGCGUGGUGUGAAGGAGAGGAGCGUGACGCUGGAGCACAUCUGUGGUCUGGAGGCGUGUGUCGGCGGCGACGGCGUUCCCUUCAUCCUCUCCAUCCUGUGUCUCAAUCAGACCGCUGUGCUCGGCUUCGACAGCAGGGAGGCGCUGCAGAGCUGGGACCUGCGGCUGCGCUACUGCCUCGGGGAAGUCCACAGUUUCAGCGUGUCCGUGCUGCCCGGCACUAAACUGGAAAGCGGCCCGGCGACUCUGCAUUUGUGCAACGAUGUUCUGGUCAUCGCUAAAGACCAGCCGGCCGUCAUCAUCGGGCACUGGAAUCUGCUGGACCUGCGGCGAUAUGGACCGGUCAACAACGGGUUCGUGUUUGAGGGAGGAACACGCUGCGGUUAUUGGGCCGGCGUGUUCUUCUUGUCCUGUGCCGAGGCCGAGCAGAUCAGUUUUCUCUUCGACUGUAUUGUUCGUGGAAUUUCCCCGUCCAGAGCCCCGUUUGGACUGAAGCCACUGCUGCCAGAGGCCAGCAUCAGUGCAGAUUCAGCGCAGGACAGACUGAAGCAUGAGGCGGAGGAGCUGGAGCGGAGGCUCAGUCUGCUGUCCCACAGCACAGCUUCCAGCUCGCACUCCAGCUUUUCGCUUGCGGGUGAUGACCGCAGCAUAUCUGGUUCCUCCGACACCUCAGACACGAGCCAAUCAGAUUGCAGCAUCAGCGGUCGCCCCGCGCUGUGGAGCGAUCCGAUUCUGUCCGUCUCUGGUGAAACAUCUCACCCGCAAACAUCGAGGAUGGGAUCUCAGGUGGAGGAGAAGCUCCAGGUCCAGACAGAUCCUGUUUGCUCACGGAAACUGAAAGAGUCUGGUCGACAGAACUCGUCUGACAGUGGCAUCGCAACCGGCAGCCACUCAUCCUACACAGGAAGCUUCUCGUCCUACAGCCAAAGUCUGGAUGCUGCCAGUCCGGGAGAGGAAUACAGGGCACCUGCCGUCCCAGAGAAACACCUGUGCUCAUGCUCAACCUGUCCCGUUCACGAAUACCAGGUUCCCUCGUCCCUGCGGUUCAUGUACGACUCUCCCCGCAGCCUGUUAGAGGUCAGCAGACACAGCAGCACAUCUCAAGACAAAACCAGACUCAUAGAGCCCUGUUCAGAAUCUCCCAGCCAAUCGGAUUCAGAGCUUGAUAAAGGGGAGGAGUCACAGACGAGGGAGGGCUUAAUAAAAGUGGAGGAGUCUCAGGGAUUUUCCUGUAGUAAAAGCUGCUUUGAUCGGACGAUCUGUUCAGUUCCUCCUGCUGGGAUGAAAUCACUCUUCACCAGCUGCCCCGUCUGCGGAGGACUCGAGGGCACACUUCCACCGCAUCCUGGUGGGACUUCACUGCCCGCUGUGCCAGUGCCAGGUGAACAUUCAGCCACGCCCACUGCUGAUGUCACCGAACCACCAACCAAUCAGGAGCCAGUGGAGGUCAGACACUCAUCUUCGACCGAUCAGGAUCAACGGAGGCCGUCAUCUGAACGCUCACAGCCCAGUGAGGAGAAGCGAUCGGAGGACUACUGCUCCAGUCUGUCUGAUCUCCUGCCACACUACAGUCCUGCUGCGAGAGCGGACCGAAGCAGCGUCUACGAGGCCAUGGCAGCGUCCAGACACACCGUCCUGUACGAGAACUGUGUCCAGUGCAGGAGAGGAGAGGACAGCUGCCGGCUCCUCAGACCAGCUCCUCCAUCCAGAGACGCGUUUGUCCAGGAACUGAGGAGAAACAUCUCAGAGUCCUCCUGCUCCUCCACAGUCUCUCUGCAGCGAAUACCUGAAGGAGAUGACAGAGAGAGAAUAUGGGCAGAGAAAGGAAGAAUGGAUCCUGCCUAUGAAAUCAUGGACAGCCGAUCAUCAGACAGGAGCCUAGAGGAGGAGCGCAGCAGGUACGAGCUCAUGAUGGAUUCACAGAAGACUUCUCCUCAUCUGACUGAAGCUCUGUCGGACAGACUCAGAGGAGACGUGGUGACAUACGUGAACAUCCCCACCAGCCCCACGGCCAAAAAACAGCUGCAUUACAUGGAACUGGAUCUGCAGGAGUCCAGCGCCGCCGUCAGAGGUAAAUGCUCCAGUAAAUACGCUCAGAUUGAUAUCACAGCGACGGAGGCGGCUCACAGAGCGGGUUCCCAGCAUGCACUGGGGCGGGAGGAAGGCUUACAGAGACUGGAGCAGCAGAGGAGACGACGAGGACAUCCUCACACUGAAGAUCGACUCUUCUCUUGACAAACUGACCAAAACACUUGCAUCAGUCGAGACAGUGAAACACAGAAUGCAGCGUAGUGUCAUGUCUAGUGUAGUAGUAUGUAGUAUAGUACAGUGUCAUCGUGUCAAACUCACUAUGUAGUGAACACAGCAGAGCAUGUGAGCGAAGCAGCGCUCUGCUACAGUUCCCACUCUGACAUAAUGUGCGUGCAUCUUUACUAAGUACACCUGGAUUCUGAAGCCUGUGAAAAGCAGACACGAGAUCAAAUGCACUGUUGGAUUGAACUGGGUUGAGCGAGCGGCGCUGAGCUCUGUGCUCUUAAGGAACACAGCAUAUACACAUAUGUUUGAAAUACAGUAAUAUAUAUUCACAUAUCACACGUCUGACAAACACAUUCAGUCUACAGUGAGCUGCUGCUACGUAAAUCUGUUUCUGUAUUCUCAUGUUAGAUAAAUGUGUGCAGUGCACAGAAAUGCAUUUUUAAUUUAUUUGGAAUCAUUUCACUUUAAAAUGCUGAAUAUUAGUUGUAUGGCUUUCGAGUUGCAUCUGUAUUAAAUAGGCUGCAUCUGUGUAGCAUCUUUAGUCUUUUUAUUAACCUAAAUUCAAGUGUAUCGAGUCAUUUUUACAUUAAACUACUUGUUUUGUAUUUU
Molecule: messenger RNA, 3089 nt
Organism: Carassius gibelio (silver crucian carp)
Lineage: Eukaryota; Metazoa; Chordata; Actinopteri; Cypriniformes; Cyprinidae
Gene: dok7a
Product: docking protein 7a
Exons: 13
Coding region: 99-2459 (786 amino acids)
Biological process (GO): positive regulation of protein tyrosine kinase activity; neuromuscular junction development
Molecular function (GO): protein kinase binding
Source: RefSeq, a predicted model, not a curated record